AUGCGUGUGAGGAUCUCCUCGCGCUCUGUCGCAACUUCAAUUAGAUCGUCUGUUUCUUCAAAUGUCAAUAAAGCCUUUUCCCCAGUUGCAGUUCAAGAACUAACUUCAUUCUUCCGUGAUCAUGGGCCUAAUAUCACAGUUCUCACAGGUGCAGGUGUCUCCACAGACUCUGCGAUCCCAGACUACCGUGGUGAGAAUGGCACAUACACCCUUAAUCCAGAUUACAAACCUAUAUUCUAUCAGGCCUUUGUAGCCUCCAAUGAAGCUCGCCAUCGCUACUGGGCUCGAUCCUUCUUUGGAUUUCCUCCCAUCAUGACCACCCAACCCAACCCAACUCAUUUUGCUCUCACCGCGCUUCAGCAACCUACUCGUGGAUAUAUUCGAACCCUAAUCACUCAGAACGUGGAUGGACUGCACCAAAAGGCAGGAACGACCGAUGUGGUUGAGCUGCAUGGAUCACUGCAUCGCGUUCAAUGUAUGAGUUGUGAACAUGAACAAGAUCGAUCUGAAUUCCAAAAGAUUCUUGCAGAUAUGAAUCCAGAAUGGGACGCACUGCUUCAGAGUCAGACGUCCUCCAGUCUCUAUUCGAGGAUGAAUGCCGAUGGAGAUGUUGAGCUUUUGACACCCGAACAGCAACAACAACAGCAACAGCAACAGCACCAACAAACGCGUAACAAAUUACUUGACUAUCGCUCAUUCCGGUAUCCAACAUGCUCACAUUGUGGAUCUGGCCAUUACAAACCCAACGUUGUCUUCUUUGGCGAAAAUGUCCCUGUUCGUGUCAAGGAGCAUACCUAUCAAGCAAUAUUGGAAUCCGAUGGUCUCUUGAUCAUUGGGUCUUCUUUGGCUACCUAUUCUGCAUUUCGCCUUGUCAAGUUGGCAAAAGAUACGGGUCUUCCGAUUGCCAUAAUCAAUCUUGGUCCAUCUCGUGGUGAUCCAUUGGCAAGCUUACGGUAUGAUGUACCAAGUACUCCAUUACUUAGGGCUGUUGCAGAUCAGCUUGGAUUGGGCCCUAUUCCUGGCGAAAUCAAACACCGCAAACGCUCAUUGAACGUCGUUGGAUCAUAA
Lobosporangium transversale is the source of this 1068-nucleotide messenger RNA. Its product is annotated as DHS-like NAD/FAD-binding domain-containing protein. The transcript is spliced from 2 exons. NCBI's taxonomy places the organism in Eukaryota, Fungi, Mortierellomycota, Mortierellomycetes, Mortierellales, Mortierellaceae. Bases 1 to 1068 code for a protein of 355 amino acids. Gene Ontology annotation, molecular function: NAD+ binding. The record is from RefSeq and is a predicted model, not a curated record.